UAGUCGCCUGUCUGCCAGCUCGCUCGCUCGUUCGUACCGCUCGUCCGCUUCUCGUGUUCUCGCUCGCUCGCGUCGACGCUCGCCCGCUCCUGGUGAAUUCGUAUGGUGAAUUAUUGAUCCGCGGCGGCGUGUGCGUGCGGAAAAACCGCCGUUGCGCCUGAGGAGGAGAGAGGAAGGCACUCGGAGGCUAAGCGCAGAGGUCAGAGGAAGAGAGACGUACCGAUAAGGUUUAUAGAAGGGAAGGUGGGGAGAAACAGAGGGAGAGAAAGAUAGAGAGAGAGAGAGAGAGAGACGAAUAGGAUAGCCCGCGGAGCGGCGCGCGCGGUGGCGCGAGAAGGCGCUUGAAGCGAGCCGCACGUCACGGGGUGAGAAACGUGCGCUGGCUGGUGUGAUUGUAUAUUGUUUUGAAAAGUGUCGGCGCGCGCGAAUGUGUGCACGCGACGCGUCGCGAAGCUGAACCGGCGAAAUUCUCUCCGAGAACGCGAGAGAAGAGAGGGAGAGCUCGCGAAAAGAAAAAGUGGUCAAUCUUUCUCUUGUGUAUCCGUAUUUUCGCGUAUCGCAACUCGUGUUGAAAAGAAGUACACGCGUAAAAAAAAAAACCGUCGGUCGGGCCGUCACGCGUGCUGUGUUUCUCAUCUCGUCGUCUUGUUGUUUUGUACACACCCGCCGGAUCGUCGUGGAUGCGCGCGUAAAACGUGCCGCGAAAAACGGGGGUUUUUUUUUAACGCCGCGAUAACGCGGGAAAAGUGUCGUUGGUAAUGCACGCGGCGAGCCGCGUCGAGCCGCGACGCGCGACGGACCUGUCGUCAGGUGAGUGAGUCCGAGAGAGGCAAGUGCCGAGGAGAGGAUCCAGAGUUUUUUUUGUUUAAACGAGAGAAUUGCCGCGCGCGAGGGAAGAGAACUCUCGUCGCCCCGACGAGAAGGUGUUUUGAGAUAAUUUGUUGUGUUCUGUCGUCGUCGCGGACUACGCCGACGGCGACGACGGCCGACGAGAGGGAACGGCGCGACGAGGAAGAGGAGGUUGUAGCGUCGUCGUCGUCUCUCGCGCUGACUUGGGGAGAGACCGCCACGCCGACGUCGUUUUAACGUAAAUCCGCUUUACAAAUCAACGCCGUCGAUUAUUUCCGGAGGAAGCAACGUUCCACCUUCGCCACCGCGGCUUGGAUGGAUACUGUGCAUUAUUUCUGGAGUGCACCCACGUCGCCGUCAUCCUGACCUGCCCGAGAAAUCCUCAUGAAAGACUGGGAACUCAGUACUCAGAAUAGCAUCGGCAGUGCGGUGGCUGCAGCCGACACCAUUUCCGCGCCGUGGACCCCUGCGAGUUCCGGGCCGCCGCCCGACGCCAACGGCUCCGGCUCGGAUACGAAGAACCUCGACGUUGGCGAAAUUAGCGAUGACGAGAAGGAGCUGUCGGGAGCGGACGCGGAGGGUGUGUGGUCGCCGGAUAUCGAACAGAGCUUCCAGGAAGCUCUUACCAUAUAUCCGCCAUGCGGUCGACGCAAAAUCAUCCUUUCCGACGAAGGGAAGAUGUACGGUCGCAACGAGCUGAUCGCCCGUUACAUUAAAUUGAGGACCGGUAAAACGAGAACGCGAAAACAAGUAUCUUCACACAUACAGGUUCUCGCGAGAAGAAAACUCCGGGAGAUACAGGCGAAACUCAAAGUGGAUCAUGCCGCCAAGGAGAAGGCGCUCCAGACAAUGUCGAGUAUGUCGAGCGCCCAGAUAGUAUCAGCUGGAAGUGCGAUACACAACAAGAUGUCCCCCGCUCUCGUGGGGCCCCUUGCCCUUCAUGCUUCCACCCCUGUCUCCUAUCCUGGAGCGCAAUUUUGGCAGCCAGGUUUACAGCCGGGAACAUCCCAAGAUGUGAAGCCGUUCCCUCAGCCUGCCUACACUGGGAAACCGGCGACGGCAGUUUCGACCGGAGACAUUGUCCAGGCGCAACAUCCUCCGCCGUGGGAAGGACGCGCCAUCGCGACCCACAAACUCAGGCUCGUCGAGUUCUCGGCCUACAUGGAGCAUCAAAGAGAUCAAGAGAUAUUCCACAAGCACCUAUUCGUCCACAUAGGAGGUUCCGCGACUUACGCAGAUCCGCUGCUAGAAGCGGUUGACGUCAAACAAAUAUACGACAAAUUCCCGGAAAAAAAGGGCGGUCUGAAGGAGCUCUACGACAAAGGACCGCAAGCGGCCUUCUUCCUCGUUAAGUUUUGGGCUGAUCUCAAUAGCAACAUUCAGGACGAAGCUAACGGAGUGUUCUACGGUGUUACGAGCCAAUACGAAAGCAACGAGAACAUGACGAUAACGUGUUCGACGAAAGUAUGCUCCUUUGGGAAGCAGGUGGUGGAGAAGGUGGAGACAGAGUACGCCAGGUUUGAGAACGGCAGGUUUGUGUAUCGUAUCAACCGCUCGCCCAUGUGCGAGUACAUGAUCAACUUCAUCCACAAACUGAAGCACCUGCCAGAGAAGUACAUGAUGAACAGCGUUCUCGAGAACUUUACCAUCCUCCAGGUUGUUACGAACAGGGAUACGCAGGAAACGCUAUUGUGCACGGCAUACGUGUUCGAGGUGUCAACGUCCGAACACGGCGCUCAGCAUCACAUAUACAGAUUGGUCCAAGACUAGCCUGCUUGAACCUGCUCGCCAUGCAGCCAUCCACCCCCAUCAGUGCCUACCAUCACAUAAGAAUCAUCCAUAUGCGUACACACACUGUAAGAACAGAAAUAUGAUACACACACAUACAUACAUACAUACACACAUACACACACACACACAUGCACGCACGCACGUAUAUAUUGCACGCGAUAUGCAAGCGUGAAUAUAUGCGGGUGUCGACACGCUUGUUACACACUUACACACGGAAAUAUUUUCGCGUCCAUAGUUAGGUGAGUUUCGAUAGAAAAUAUUCGGUCAAUGAAAAGGAAAAAAGCUCUAGAGAAAAUGUAAGUUCAAUAUAAACUACGAAUUGUAGAUAAUAUUACAUCAAUACAUAAUAUUUAUUUACAAUUAAAUGUAAAUAAAUAUGAAAUAUUGUGUAAGCCACUCCUACCCCCCCCAGAGCGUUCGUCAUCCGGUGGACGAGACUUCAUAUUCAAAAGAUGAGACAAAUUCAGACAUAGAAUAAAUUAUAUAUAUAUAUAUAUCGUUGAAUGCUCUGCAACGGUUCUCUCUCAUUUCUCGAUUCUUUGCUCACUUUUAAACUCUGUCUCUGUAACAUUAAACUAAAAAAAAACAAAAAAAAAAAAAACAAUUAAGA
Messenger RNA from Pseudomyrmex gracilis, 3250 nucleotides. RefSeq names its product protein scalloped (gene scalloped). Gene Ontology annotation, molecular function: DNA-binding transcription factor activity, RNA polymerase II-specific; RNA polymerase II cis-regulatory region sequence-specific DNA binding. The coding region runs from base 1234 to 2619 and encodes 461 amino acids. Lineage: Eukaryota; Metazoa; Arthropoda; Insecta; Hymenoptera; Formicidae. Gene Ontology annotation, cellular component: transcription regulator complex. Gene Ontology annotation, biological process: regulation of transcription by RNA polymerase II; hippo signaling; embryonic organ development. The record is from RefSeq and is a predicted model, not a curated record. The transcript has 10 exons.